This is a messenger RNA of Coniophora puteana RWD-64-598 SS2, 2082 nucleotides long. RefSeq lists its product as uncharacterized. The record is from RefSeq and is a predicted model, not a curated record. The transcript is spliced from 8 exons. Lineage: Eukaryota; Fungi; Basidiomycota; Agaricomycetes; Boletales; Coniophoraceae. Gene Ontology annotation, cellular component: microtubule; cytoplasm; membrane. Bases 1 to 2082 code for a protein of 693 amino acids. Gene Ontology annotation, molecular function: microtubule binding; GTPase activity; GTP binding.
AUGGAUCUCCCUGUGAUCGCCGUCGUCGGCUCACAGAGCGCGGGGAAGUCCUCGCUCAUCGAGUCCAUCUCGGGUAUCAAGCUCCCUCGUGCGUCGGGCACAUGCACUCGGUGUCCCACCGAGUGCAAGCUCGCGCGCUCCGAUAAGCCCUGGAUGUGCACGGUGAAACUCCAGUUCACGACGGACGCCCAGGGCCGCCCGUGUAAAGUCCGAAACGUCCCUUUUGGCCCGCCGAUCUCGGACAAGAAUGAGGUCGAGGAGCGAAUCAGGCGCGCGCAGCGUGCCAUCCUCAAUCCGUCCACAGACGCCAAGUUCUUCCUCGGCGACGGGGAGAUGGGCGACGGGGAGGACGAGAGCGCAGUGUCGUUCUCGAAGAACACGAUCUCGCUCGAGAUCAGCGGAGAGGACGUUGCUGACCUGAGCUUCGUCGACUUGCCUGGGUUGAUUGUAUCGACCACGAACGGGGCGAGCGGGGAUAUCGAGCUCGUCAGGAGCUUGGUGUCUUCGUAUAUCAAGAAACCGAGUUGUGUUAUCCUGUUGACCGUCACCUGCGAGACGGACUUCAACAACCAAGGCGCGCACGAGCUUAUCAAGGAAUUCGACCCAAAGGGCGAGCGCACCGUCGGGGUCUUGACCAAACCCGACCUCCUUCAACUUGGCGACGAGGAUUUCUGGAUUGACCUCAUCCGCGGAAAAAACGUCCCCCUCUCCAACAAAUGGUACUGCGUCAAGCAGCCCAGGCCCGACGAAGUCAAGAAGGGCAUUACCUGGCACGACGCACGUGCCAACGAGGAGACAUUCUUCGCAACGCGGGAUCCGUGGGCAUCGCUCCCGGACGAGUUCCAGCGCCAACUGCGCACCGCGAACCUGACGGACCGCCUGAGUGGGAUUUUGUCCGACCUCAUAGCGGCUAGACUCCCGCGUAUCGCCGACGAACUCUACGCGCUCCUUCAAAGCACCGAGACAUUGCUCCGCGACCUUCCCCCACCUCCCUCGCAAGACCCCGUCGGCGAGGUGCUUCACGCGCUUACGCGCUUCGCGCGCGACCUCGGUCAGCGUUUGCAGGGGACCCCUGAUGCAGACGGGAUCCUGCAGCGGAUGCAGGGGCCGCAGGAGGAGUUCAAGAGGGCUGUACGCGCGACGGCGCCGAAUUUUCAGCCGAGCGAGAGGGAGCAGGCGUGCGACGGGGUUGGCGAGCCGGGGUUCCUUGUGUGUGAGGAGGGUGGUGCGGGAGACGACAGUGGGAUGGAGGGGGCGGCGAUUUAUCUGGAUGAGCUUCCGGGAAACUACCCGUUCGUCGUGAAGCAGAUGUACAUCAAGCAGUUCCUCGAGAGGUGGAGCGUGCCCACGGCCAUGCUCUUCGACGAGGUGUACGAUAUCCUCCGGGACGAGCUCGAGCGCGUCAUCGACGCGCACUUUGCGCAGAUGGGCCGCGGGGUCGCGAAGAACCACGUCUCGAUGAUCAUGCUGGACCACAUCGACCAGUGCAAGUCCCGCACGCGUACCAUGCUCGACUGGCUGCUCUCCGUCGAACGCGUGCCCACGACGCUCAACACGCACUACUAUAUGGACUACAGGGACAAGUUCCUCGCGUUCUACCGCGGCUCGCGGGCGCAGAACAGCCGUAGCGACCUCGCGCGCGACUUGCAGAGCUACGCCCCGCCGGGCCCGGACGAGGAUGCGAGCACGUUCCAGGACGCAGUCGGGCGCGUUGUGUCGGGUCUGAGCGAGAUGGGCAUCGCAGCGCGGGCGGAAGAUAUUCCGAAGAUGCUGCCGCCUGAUCCGAUGGAGAGUGCCAUCGAGAUUAUGGCGAGCGUCAGAGCGUACUUCCAGGUCGCGUAUAAACGCUUUGCGGAUAUGGUCCCGAUGGCGAUUGACCACGAAAUUGUGCUCGGCCUCGAGAAGGGAAUGGAGCAGGCGCUCCGCGAGGGGCUGAUGAUCACGAGCGCAAACGCGAAGGAGUUCUGCGAGUCGCUUAUAGAGGAGCCAGCGAUCGUCAGAAACCGCCGGGCGGACUUGCAGAAGAAGCUUGAGAGGUUGCACGCGGCGAGUAGGGAGCUAAGGACGAUGAAGAUAACAUAA